Molecule: messenger RNA, 1191 nt
Organism: Akanthomyces muscarius
Lineage: Eukaryota; Fungi; Ascomycota; Sordariomycetes; Hypocreales; Cordycipitaceae
Exons: 3
Coding region: 1-1191 (396 amino acids)
Biological process (GO): fungal-type cell wall organization
Cellular component (GO): plasma membrane; fungal-type cell wall
Source: RefSeq, a predicted model, not a curated record
AUGCCUUCUCUUCAGAAGCUCAUGGUCAUCGCGACCGCCAGCGUCGGCGCCCUUGCUGCCAGCAGUGACUGCACCACGGAUAUCACCAUCGACACUCUGAACCCCACAUUCGACUGUGAUACCAUCGAUGCCAAGGUCACCGUCUCCCCUUCUCUGCAGGGCAACCUUCAGAUCGACGGCCCCAAGGUCUUCAAGCAGGACUUUAUUGUCAGCAACACUUCCAGCCUGCUCGGCAUCUCGUCCUCCUCCCUCACGAGCAUUGGCGGCAACUUCCAGGUCCAGGAUGCGGGCCUACUCGCCAGCAUCAGCCUGCCGAAGCUCACCAAGCUGAACAAGCUCAACUUCGCUCGCCUGGGCCAGCUCUCUACUCUGCAGUUCUCUUCGUCUGGUGUCAGCGAGGCCAGCACCGUCAACAUUGCCGAUACCUUCCUCAGCGACAUUAGUGGUCUCAACCUCGCUACCGUCGAGAGCCUGACCAUUAACAGCAACAAGAGACUCACCAAGUUCGACUCCAACCUCGUCAACAUCACCAACACGCUCAUUCUCACCGAGAACGGCAACGAUAUGCAGGUCAACCUCACUGAGCUCCAGUCUGCCUACGAGAUCCAGAUUUCCGGCGUCAAGAGCCUCAGCACGCCCGCCCUCGAGCAGAUUCAGAACAGUAUCAGAUUUGAGACCAACCCUAACCUCGAGACCUACGAGGCUGCCAACCUUACCAGCGUCGGUACCUCCAAGAACGGUGGUUCCGUCUCCUUCAUCAACAAUGCCAAGCUCGCCAACAUCUCGUUCCCUUACCUCGCCACCAUCUCUGGUGAUCUGACUGUUGUCAACAACACCAAGCUGGACGAAAUUACUGGUUUCCCCGAGCUCAAGAGCGUCGAGAACAUGCUCCUUGGCGGAUCCUUCGAGAAGGCUGAACUCCCCAAGCUCGACGACGUCAAGGGUACCAUCAACGUCAAGUCCACCUCCAACCUGACCGACGUCUGCAAGUUCUUCAACGGUCUCAAGGGCAAGGUCGUCCAGGGCAAGGUCAACUGCCAGGGUGGUCUCGACAACAAGACGGCUAACGACCAGAACGGCCUCAACAAGACCGGUAGCUCCGGCAACGGUGGUAGCGGUGCUGGUACUCCUAGCUACAGCACGGCCGCCAUCUUCCUUGGUCUCAUUGCUGGCGCUGCUCAGCUUCUGUAA